UAAGAACUUUUGCAGACCUGGACUGUGAGCCUUUUAUUUCCCUCAUCCUCAGGCAGUCACCCACUCUUCUGAUUUGGCGGGGAGCUCCAGGCUGGACGCCAGACCCAGCAGGCGGUAUGUGCUACACCAAAUGUGCCGAGUUCAUCGGGACCAUCUUAAUGUCCCUCUCCUUAACGUGUGUCACCCUCAACAUUCUCGCGUUUUUUCCCGAUUGGGAUCCAAAGUAUCUCACUGAAGGCCAGCUGACUGUCUUCGUCCAUUGGUUGCCGGGAAUUGUAGGAGGCGGGCUGAUGGUAUUCUUACCUUCCCUUUACUUUGUUGCAAUGGAAGGAAAAGACUGUUGUGGAUGCUUCGGCUAUAAGGAUUGUGGGAGAAGAUGUGUGAUGCUCACCUCAGUGGUGCCGGCUGCUAUUGGACUUUUGGGAGCUUUUUACUGUAUCAUUAUAUCGGUUCUUAGCAUACUGAAAGGUCCAAAAUGUCUUGAUGUGAGUGGCGAAUGGAACUACCCCUUUGCCACUGUCAGAAGUUACAUUACUAAUCCCAGACUAUGGGGUGUGUGCGUUGAACCCAAAAAUAUUACGCAAUUCCACCUGCUCAUGUUUUUCCUUCUUGUGGGCUUUGGAGUACUGGAAAUCGCCUUUCUUAUCCUUCAAGUAGUAAAUGGUGCGGUUGGAGGCCUGUGUGGUUAUUACUGCAACAAGACAAAGAUGCUUAUAGUAGCAGCAGCUCUCCUAAUACUGGAGAGGGAUACACCGUAUAAAUGCUGUCAGAGUGAGAACUGCAGCAAAAAAUAUAUGAGUUUACUCUCCAUUAUCUUUUCUGUCCUUGGAAUUGCUUUCUCUGGAUAUUGCCUGGUGAUAUCAGCGUUGGGUUUAGUGCAAGGACCAUAUUGCCGUACCCUCAAUGGCUGGGAAUAUGUCUUUGAAGACACCACAGGGAGUUUCCUCAGGGAUCCUAGCACAUGGAGCCAAUGCCUGGAGCCUGCUCAUGUUGUUGAAUGGAAUAUUAUUUUAUUUUCUAUUCUUAUAACACUCAGUGGCCUCCAAGUCAUCAUCUCUCUCAUCAAAGUAAUCAUUGAACUCAGAAAACUACUGUGUACAACCUACUCAGUCAUAAUACAGCCUGGAAUCAUUUGAACAUGGAAAAGAGUCCUUUCUAUGAGCUCCAGACCUGACCAUCGACCUCACUUGUACAGACUUGUGGAUACAAAUAGAGAUUCAAACAAUGUGACUUUUUACUGAUGUUUCUCAGUCUUCCUCAGUGCUAAUACUAAUACCUUUUAUGGAAGGUCCAAAUUUCAUUGAGACAGUUAAUCAGUCAGUCAACAAGCAUUUAUUAAGCAUCUUCAAUGUGCCACAAACAAUGUUAUGGACUAACCACAAUCCAUAGAUAUAAAGCUAAAAAAGACCUUAUAGUCUAACCGCCCUCAUUUGAUAGAGAAGGAAAAUGAAACCUUGAGAGCUUAGGUGCUCACAUGUGCAGGAUUUGAACCCAGAUCCUCUGACUCCAAGGCCAAUGCUAUUGUCACUGUACCAUAAUGCCUCCCAUGAUCAGUCCUGCCCUUCCACUUUAUUCUGGUCAUUCCCAAUCCUGAGAGGCAAGAGGCAGAAGGGAAAGGAAGCAAAGAAGAUGUGAUCUAUAAAAUCUCUGCACAUAUAUUACAAUAAAAUCUUUUUUAAAAGUUUUUAAAAACCUGUACGGGUUCCUUUUGUUUCUUCCUAAAAACGAAAGAUAGCAUACCAUCUCCCAUCACAGCCUCAAAGAAAAACAAUU
This is a messenger RNA of Gracilinanus agilis (Agile Gracile Mouse Opossum), 1773 nucleotides long. It is a transcript of the gene TM4SF1, whose product is annotated as transmembrane 4 L six family member 1. Gene Ontology annotation, cellular component: membrane. The coding region runs from base 117 to 1136 and encodes 339 amino acids. Lineage: Eukaryota; Metazoa; Chordata; Mammalia; Didelphimorphia; Didelphidae. The transcript has 8 exons. The record is from RefSeq and is a predicted model, not a curated record.